Messenger RNA from Gadus morhua (Atlantic cod), 1448 nucleotides. RefSeq lists its product as uncharacterized. The coding region runs from base 264 to 758 and encodes 164 amino acids. The transcript has 3 exons. Lineage: Eukaryota; Metazoa; Chordata; Actinopteri; Gadiformes; Gadidae. The record is from RefSeq and is a predicted model, not a curated record.
GGGGGGCUGGGGAGAGGGGGUGGGGGGAGGGGGGAGGGGGGCUGGGGAGAGGGGAGGCCUACAGCGAGCCCCUCAGUGACACGGCCCCGGUUCUACCCCCACAUGAUCAUCCACAGCCCUGGUGACUCCAAGCAGCUUUUCUCACCCGUAAAUCGUCUCCUCAAACCUCAGCCCCCUACAGUCAGCGACAGGGCCUUCUUCUGAGGCUUUGUCUGCUGUGCUCGUCAGAAACACAUGUACUGGAGGCCCUCAUUCAGGCUCAGAUGAAAGCCGUGGAGGGCAGCAAAAGAAUCCAAAGGCUCCCGGUGAAUGGCAGCAAACCCAAGGCCUUGGAGCGCGACGUCACAGAGAUGGACCCUGCACUCCGGUUAAUGCUGCAGGAGAAGGAGAGGGCCGUGAUGACGCUGCAGGAGACUGUGGAGGUCGUCAGGCGGGUCCUGCAGGAGGAGGAGAUACGGGGGGAGCUGUGGUCGGAGCGCUCAACACCUCCAGACGAGCUGAGUCCUCUGUCAGCUCCGUCUGUGUCCCGGGAUCCGGCCGGAGACCCCGCCCCCCCCCCGGGGUCUACACGGGCCUCAGAGGGGUCCUCCGGCCCCCCAACAGCCUCCACAUGGGGAGGGUGUUGCCCUGUGGUGGUCCUCCACCUCUUGGAGGGGCUUGGGCCUUCCUCGGGAUCCUCUCUGCUCCUCUGCCCCCACACUAGCCCUCCGCACACGGAGCACACUAGCUCACUCAGAGCAGGACUUUCACUUCCCUAAACAUGUUAUCUGUGAUAGGGCUCCUCAAUGUUUCUAUAUACCGCCCCUCCCUCUGAACGUCCGCGGGGCGUCCGGGGGCUACUGGUUAAGGAGGUGGACCGGUAACCGGAGGGUGACCGGGUCGAGUCCCGACCGGUAGGUGAGCUAUGUGGACGGGGGGAGUAGUUGUGCAGCACUCUCCUCCGUCCUCGUCCACAGAGGAGGUUCCCUUGAGCAAGGCACCUGAAGCCCCCGGGCUGCACUGCGGCUGCCCACUGCUCCGGGAACGCCGGGGUACCCCCCGUGUGUGUGUGUGCCCCCGUGUGUGUGGACAAGGUCACUCCUCUGUGUGUGUGUGUUCACCAGCUCCCGGACGGGUCAAGAGCAGAGACAGAGAAUAAAGGAUACCUUAACUUAACUUAACUUAACUUCAUUUAAAUUGGAGGAAUAUGCCUCCAAUGUUCUAAAUGGGCUGUAGACUGGCAACAGAUAAUCCACAACAAUAUUAAAAACAAUAAUUGUAAUUGUUGACACACCUGAACAUCUUUGAAAACACACACACUCGCACAAACACACACACACGCACAAAAUUAAGGGUUUAGAAAUAAACAAUUUUAUUAUUUGUAUCACACUUUUUUUUAUCACAGAAACAGUAUUUAUACUGAACACUAUUUGACUGGAAUGUAUCUAUUUCCCUGAAAUGAUCCAUUA